AUUGAUCUUCUUGAAGGUGACCUUGGAACUGUUGGAUCCAAAAUUUGUUGGACCUAUACCCUUGAUGGGGAAAAGAAGAUUUCCAAACAAGUACUUGAAACUAUAGAUCAUGAAAACAAGGUGCUCACGCUCAAAGAAUUCGAAGGAGAUGUAGUUGAUAUAUAUGAUAAUUUUAAAGCAACUCUUCAUAUCGAAACAAAAGAUGAAAUCGAUUUGGUUUGCUGGACAUUGGAGUAUGAAAGGCCAAAUGAUAAUGUCCCUGAACUUGAAAGUUUGUUGAACUUCAUUGUUGGUAUGACCAAAGCUAUUGAUGAUCACCAUAACAACUGAUGAAUUGCUCGGACUUUUCAAAAAUUUCAUCAGAUGCAUGUUGAAUCCUUAAAAAAAAAAAGAAUGCAUUUUGAUGAAUCAAACACUUAUUUUUAGAGAAUUCGAGCAACUUAAUUAGGAUGGGAUCAUAAAUAAAUACCCUAUGCUUUGUUUGUUGUUUAAUUUGUCCAUGUUUGGUUGUGUAUUUUUUUUUUUUUUUUUUUAUGUUUGUUGUGUCUUUCUCAUGUAAAUCAUAUAUUGUCAACUAUGUAAACCUUUGUGUUGUGUAAUAAGACAUAGGUGUGAAGUUUAUAUAUAUUGAUCUUCGACUC
Messenger RNA from Solanum pennellii, 641 nucleotides. Its product is annotated as kirola-like. NCBI's taxonomy places the organism in Eukaryota, Viridiplantae, Streptophyta, Magnoliopsida, Solanales, Solanaceae. Gene Ontology annotation, biological process: defense response. The annotation marks the transcript as partial. The transcript has 2 exons. The record is from RefSeq and is a predicted model, not a curated record.